Molecule: messenger RNA, 1755 nt
Organism: Phalaenopsis equestris
Lineage: Eukaryota; Viridiplantae; Streptophyta; Magnoliopsida; Asparagales; Orchidaceae
Product: cytochrome P450 94C1
Molecular function (GO): iron ion binding; heme binding; monooxygenase activity
Source: RefSeq, a predicted model, not a curated record
GGUCUGUAUGUAAAUGUCCAAAAAAUAAAUGUUCCCCAUGUUUAGAUAAACACAAGGAAAGCGAGCUUAAUAAAUCCUAUAUAUAAUCAAAGCCCUCUUCUCCCCUCUCCCUCAUUCUCCCCUGCAAUGGAACAAUUCCCCUCCUCCUUCCCCGCCCUGAUCUCCUCCUCCCAAUCCUUCCUCUCCAUCUCCUUCUUCUCCCUCUCCGCCUUCUUCUUCCUCUCCUCCCUCCUCCUCUACCUCCACCGCUCCCUCCCCUGGUGCAACUGCGACAUCUGUACCUCCUACCUCAACUCCGAUUGGUCCGACGAAUUCGACAACCUCUGCGAUUGGUACACUCAUCUCCUCCGGCGAUCUCCGACUGGCACCAUCCACAUCCACGUGCUCGGCAACACCAUCACAUCCAAUCCCGACAACGUCGAAUACAUCCUCAAGACCAAUUUCGACAAUUUCCCCAAAGGGAAAACUUUCUCCUCCAUCCUGGGCGAUCUUCUUGGCAACGGCAUAUUCAACGUCGACGGAGAAACAUGGCACUUUCAGCGAAAAAUGGCGAGCCUUGAGCUCGGCAGCAUAUCCGUUCGCACUUACGCAUUUGAAAUAGUCGCCGGCGAGGUCAGCCACCGUCUUCUUCCCCUCCUCCGUUCAAUCUCCGCAGCUCCCAUCGACCUGCAAGACGUUUUCCGGCGAUUCGCUUUUGAUAACAUAUGCAAAAUCUCCUUUGGGCUCGAUCCGGGCUGUCUCGAUCUCUCCCUUCCAUUAUCGGAGUUCGCGGCGGCGUUUGAUCUCGCCUCCAUGCUCUCCGCCCGGCGAGCGGCGGCGGCGCGGAUCGUGUGGAAGAUCAAGCGGCUGUUCAAUUUGGGAUCGGAAAGGGAGCUCCAGCGAUCGAUUCGUCUGGUGAACAAUCUUGCGGAUGAGAUGAUAAGACAGAGGAGGAAACUAGGGUUCGAUUCCGGCCACGAUUUGCUGUCCCGUUUCAUGGCUUCCGUGGAUGAUCAGAAGUACUUGCGCGACAUUGUGAUCAGCUUCUUGCUCGCCGGGAGGGAUACGGUGGCCUCUGGUUUGACGACCUUCUUCCUCCUCGUAUCCCAACACCCGCACGUGAUUGCCGCCAUUCGUGAAGAGGUGGAGGAGUUCCUCGCCGGCGAGAUUCUCCCGACGAACAAGCAGCUGAGGGGGAUGCAUUACGUUCACGCGGCGCUCUACGAGACUCUGCGCCUCUUUCCACCGAUUCAAUUCGACUCCAAAUUCUGCAGAGAAGAAGAUGUGCUUGCAGACGAAACUUUCGUCAGCAGGGGAACGAGGGUAACCUACCACCCCUACGCCAUGGCUCGAAUGGAAACCAUUUGGGGGGAGGAUUGCCUCAAGUUCAAGCCGGAGAGGUGGCUGCAAAAUGGCAUUUUUACCCCAGCGAACCAGUUUAAAUAUCCAGUCUUUCAGGGCGGGCUUCGGGUUUGCUUGGGGAAGGAGAUGGCUGUCAUGGAGAUGAAGACGGUGAUCGUCGCCAUUCUUCGAGAAUUCAAUAUUGAGCCGAUUGGAUCGGAGGGGUUGAGACCGAAGUUCGCCCCCGGGCUGACGGCGUCGUUGGCCGGCGGAUUGAUGGUUCGAGUGAGUAAGAGAAGAUGAGCGUAGGGGCGGUUGGGGAGAUUGGUGGGAUGUACAGAGAAGAGAUGUACUUGGAAGAUUUUCCAUUCUUAGCAAUUCAACCGAUCCGAAGCCAAAAAAAGAGAAGCUUUUAUGGUUUUGCUGAUUUUGGUU